AUGAGGAUAAUCAUUAAAGGUGGAAUCUGGAAAAACACUGAAGACGAGAUUUUAAAAGCUGCUGUUAGCAAGUAUGGAAAAAAUCAGUGGGCCCGCAUUUCAUCCUUGCUAGUUAGAAAGUCACCAAAACAAUGUAAAGCAAGAUGGUAUGAAUGGCUGGAUCCUAGUAUUAAAAAAACUGAAUGGUCAAAGGAAGAAGAUGAAAAACUUCUUCAUUUAGCAAAAUUGAUGCCAACGCAAUGGCGAACUAUCGCUCCAAUUGUUGGAAGAACGCCAUCUCAAUGUCUUGAAAGAUACCAGAGAUUGCUUGAUGAAGCAGAAGCUAAAGAAGGAUUGGAUUUGACUGGACCGGCGGGUGAUACAGGUCCGAGUGCUGAUGAUGUUCGAAGACUUAGACCUGGAGAGAUUGAUCCUGAUCCAGAAACAAAGCCUGCAAGGCCCGAUCCUGUCGAUAUGGACGAAGAUGAGAAGGAAAUGUUAUCAGAGGCUCGUGCUAGAUUGGCCAAUACUCAAGGCAAAAAAGCGAAGCGAAAGGCACGUGAAAAGCAACUAGAAGAAGCUCGACGUCUAGCUUCCCUGCAAAAAAGACGUGAAUUAAAAGCUGCGGGUAUUGAAUUGAAAGUGAAAAAGAAGAAGAAGGGCAUGGAUUAUAAUGCAGACAUACCAUUUGAAAAAAGACCAGCAUUAGGAUUCUAUGAUACUACUGAAGAAAGAAAUCGACAACCAGAGAUGAGUCUCACCAACGAUGAAGCCGAGGGUGGUCUCAUUAAUUUUGUACCUGCAAGAAAUGCGCAAUUAAAUAAAUUAAAACAAGCAGAACAAAUUAACAAACGAAGAAAAUUAAUUCUUCCUGCACCACAA
Messenger RNA from Racocetra persica, 861 nucleotides. NCBI's taxonomy places the organism in Eukaryota, Fungi, Glomeromycota, Glomeromycetes, Diversisporales, Gigasporaceae. The record is from the annotation of a GenBank genome assembly.